Messenger RNA from Sordaria macrospora k-hell, 648 nucleotides. RefSeq lists its product as uncharacterized. The record is from RefSeq and is a predicted model, not a curated record. NCBI's taxonomy places the organism in Eukaryota, Fungi, Ascomycota, Sordariomycetes, Sordariales, Sordariaceae.
AUGAAGCACAAUACUCCCCUUCAAACACCGGUCGCUGUGCACCACAAAUCUAGCACUCUCUCAAGUCCCCAAGACAGCACCACCACCACCUCCUCCUCCUCCUCUUCCUCUAAUCCCAACCCCGACCCAGUAAUACCCGAACAAGACCUCGCCCCCAUCAAAGCCCGCGUAAAGGAGUACAUCCACCGACACACCCGCCAAACUCAUCAUGUCUACCACUUCUCCUUCUCCUGCUGCUCUUCUUCUUCUUCUUCUCAGUUAGACGAAGGUCCUGAAAAAGGCGAGCUCCACCAAACAGUACAAAUGCUCAGAAACGCUCAAAAAAUCAACUCCGACCUUUGGUACGUACACCGUUCACUGACCGACGAAAAGGGGGUUACCAAAAGCCAGCUACAUACCCAGCUUUUGCCUAAGCUCGAGCAGUGUCUGAAGGAGCUGGAUGAUGCGUUAUGGACUUUUGAUGGGUUGAAGAGACAGAUUGAGGUGACUAGAAGGAGUAGUGUGAGGUGUAGUGAAAGGGAAAGCGGAAGGGAAGAAGUAGACCGGGAGGUAAGCAAGAGCAAUGCGAAGCAGCAGAUGCAGCGACAAGCAUGGAAUAAGGCUAAAUCUUCGGCUUCGCAGUUGAUUAGGGGUAUUUUUGCCGUUUAG